Messenger RNA from Pyricularia grisea, 4787 nucleotides. RefSeq lists its product as uncharacterized. Gene Ontology annotation, cellular component: TIM23 mitochondrial import inner membrane translocase complex; mitochondrial inner membrane. The coding region runs from base 403 to 867 and encodes 154 amino acids. The record is from RefSeq and is a predicted model, not a curated record. Gene Ontology annotation, molecular function: transmembrane protein transporter activity. Lineage: Eukaryota; Fungi; Ascomycota; Sordariomycetes; Magnaporthales; Pyriculariaceae. The transcript has 3 exons. Gene Ontology annotation, biological process: protein import into mitochondrial matrix.
CUUCCACUGAGGCUUCCGGUUUGGUCGGCCUGCCGGGACCGGAACAGAAAAUGGUGGGGCCGCCGUGGACGCACGAGCCACCAUCCGGGCUUGCCGUUCUCCAUCCCUGACGAAUUGCCAAAACAUUUUUUUCUUGCUCUGAGAUCAUCAGCCAUCUCUCAAAUUAUCCUAACAGCCACGGAGAGUCAACCAUCACCAACCCUGCGCAACAACCAACGGACCUCGGCGAGCGAAAACAGCCAGCGAAACAGCUGACGAUAAUACACUAGUUUUGUUUUGGGAAUAAUCUGUAAACAAAAAGACUACAAACGCUGCGCUGUGCAUCCUGGUUAAGGACCGCGUCGCGAAUUCAAUUAUCCAACAACACAUUCCUCCCUCAUACUUCCAUCGCCCACAGCCACGAUGGAUCACACACGCGAUCCCUGCCCAUGGGUCAUUCUUAAUGACUUUGGUGGUGCUUUUUGUAUGGGGGCCAUCGGUGGUACAAUCUGGCAUGGUGUGAAGGGUUUCCGAAACUCGCCAUACGGUGAACGGAGAAUCGGCGCUCUGACCGCCAUCAAGAUGCGAGCACCUGUUCUGGGCGGCAACUUUGGUGUUUGGGGUGGUCUUUUCAGCACUUUCGACUGUGCGGUUAAGGGUAUCCGGAAGAAGGAGGACCCUUACAACGCCAUCAUUGCUGGAUUUUUCACUGGUGGCUCAUUAGCCAUUCGAGGAGGUUACAAGGCUGCGAGGAACAACGCUAUCGGUUGUGCCAUCCUACUGGGUGUUAUUGAGGGUGUCGGUAUCGGAUUCCAAAAGAUGAUGGCGGGAAGCACAAAACUCGAGGCUAUGCCCCCUCCCCCAGAAGCCCAGCCGAUUCCGGCAUAAAUUCACUCUACCGAGCCAUCGACGACAAUACCAGCAAACCAACGAUAGACGUUCACCACUCUACUCUCCUUUUCAGAUGAGGCUGCUACCGCGGCAGCCGCUUUGUAUAUUUUUUGGGUCAUUUAUGGAUGGUGGGUGUUGAAUCAAGUGUACUAUAACGAAUAAAAUAACCCAAGAGAUGGGGUCAGACGGCGCAACGAUAUGCGCGACAAUACAUUACAAUAAUACACAACCUGAGCGAUCUACUCAUCUACCUCGCGCAAUUCUAUUUAACUGACAAUAUUUAGAUCGAAUGGCACUUUUACUGCAAGCUUGAAUCGCCCAACUCAUUUGACGCAUGGGCUAAUCUGGUCAGAUCAUACCAGCAUCGUUCAGAAAAACUUUGAAGUGCGCCUCGCCGUUGAUAUCAACCCACGCCCGGAACAUACCGCCACAGUUGUGAUCGUGCACAAUAUCGGUUCUCGAUUCCAUAAUGCGACCCCUAUCAUCGGUCACGAUUGCACACUCAAUACCAAUGAUUCCACCUUCGCCUUCGCCCUUCAGGCCCCAUCUGUCCUGUGCACUGCGCUGAAGCUCUCCUCCGGGACCAGCGACAGCGCUGAGAGCGUGCGAUGAGGAGAUCUGCUUGAAGCGCGCCAUGGCGGCAACUGUCCGGAGCGCCCCAACACGCAUAAAGCUAUCGCCGUUGCCGGUGCCCGACCCAGCAAAGGAGCGUGUUGUGGUGACUGAGCGCUUCUGAUCGUUGGGGAAAGGCAUGCGCAGCAGUGGAGUGGGAAGACAGUCGGCUAUCAGACUUUGGAGGGAAGGGCUCAGCUGAACAGCUGGACCAGGCUGUGAAAGCAUUUUUUGCAAGCCUUGCGAACCAGUGGGGUCACCAUUUUCAACCCAUUCCUCGGCCCAGAACCCAGAGCCGGGCGAGGGAGUGUCUCCGAUGCGCCCAGUCAGUUUAUUGGUGAGGCCACCUGUGCUUGUCGCAACGCAUAUGACACCGUUGGAAUCAAGCGCUACAGCGCCGACUGUGCCUUGCGGCACGUACUCCUUGGCAGACCAGCUCGCCGAGGCCCGGCCGUUGGACUCGCGCUCCCGCUGCAGGCCUCGGAUGUGUUCGUCCCACCGACGCUGAGUGAAGAAGUACUCAGGCUCUACCAUCUCCAGCCCGUAAUGGUCGCGCGCCAGGACCUCGGCCGUCUCGCCAAAUAGAAGAGUGUGGCCCUGGGCAGAUGGCACAUCUGGAGCCGCGCCGCGGCUGUCGUUUACGCUGAGGUCAUCGUCUCCAUGUUCAAGGAUUUUACGAGCCAGCAGGAUUGGGUGGCGCACUCUCCGCAGGCCAGCCACACCCACUGCACGCUUCGCAUGACCGCGGGACACCAUGACGGAGGCCUCCAGCUCGUUGAUACCAUCGCGGGUGAAGACCGCUCCGUGGCCGGCGUUGAACAGCGGGUUGUCCUCAAGCUGCAGGACUGCAUGUACGGCUACGUCGAGCGCGUCUGGCAGGAGUUGCGCCUUGGACUUUUCCGCCGCUAUGCCAGGCGAAGGCGUGGUCAUGUAGGCGUGGGUCUUGGUGACUAUUGUCAACAGAGCUUCCCGAAAGGCGUUGUAGCGUUCCGGUGGGAGGUUCUCGGGGGUGAUAUUACCCGCGCCGCCGUGGAUGAUGAGGCGCGGGGCCACGAGGCCCGUCUGCUGUUUGUAUUCCAUCCUUGCGCCGUCUAUAUGCAGAUUCUCAAGUGAGUGUGCCCGCCGAGUCUAGCGCGAUCAAAUGCUGGGCUCAGCUCGAUACUCUUUACGCCCAGGUUACGACGAUAUAGUCGGCUUGGCAAAGGCGAUCCAUACCUGACUUUCAAGUUCUGGAGCUAGACUAAAGAUAGUCUUGCAUUUGAGUUGCGGGUGCGGAGUGGAGUCCGGCUGCAGUUCGGGCCAUUACAUAACCAAAUUGCACCUAUCUCUUAUCGACCCCGACUUGCCCGUUAAGUAAGGUGGAUUGAUCCCGCUUUCAAGGAACCCAGAUGCCAAUAUACCAUACCACCCUUGCGGUUGCGCAAUCGCUGCCAAGAGAAGGCUUUCAUUAGUCUCUCUGGUUUGACAGGUUAAUAUUGUCUAAAUGCGUGGGGCGACUGUCCACAAUGUUGGUAUACUCCUCAUUCUUGCAUGCUCAAUUCAUUAUCGGGAUCUCCAGGGUAAUUAGACGCUGCAGUUAUAAGAAUACCAAGAUGUCUAGCUUGUUUUUAUUUCCCUGGAAAAAGUCUGAUGUACCCUCAGCUGUUCCAAACUAUACUUUGCGCCGGUUCGAUACUCUCCCCAGGUUCAGUCCAACAUGGGUUCCCAGAUAUGGCCUACGCCUGUUGCAGAGGCAGACCAGGCAAAGCCAGCAUCCGUGAAGCGCGUCCCUUCGAAAGAUGUGUCUGAACAGCGGGCUGAAGAAUCCAACAUACCAACUCCGGACCAAGAACCAGUCGUUGGCGUCUUUGCUACUAUCAGCAAGCUGAUCCCUUACUUUCGCAACCCGCGUAAUGUCUUGGUUUUCAAACUCGACGUCUUCCUGCUGGCGUGGAUGUUUCUGGCAGGAAUCAUGAAGGAGAUGGACCAGUCAGCCACUACCCAAGCAUAUGUCUCCGGCAUGAGAGAGGACCUGAACCUGAGAGGGAACGAACUGGUUGAGUUCAACACUUAUUUCUCUAUUGGGUAUGCGUUGGGCUUGGUUCCGGGACAGCUGAUCCAGACUCGGUUGCGGCCCAGUCUGUUCCUGCCGGUAUGCGAAAUCGUUUGGGGUGCGUUGGUUUUGUUGUAAGUAUUGUCAUCCUUCUAAAUGACACGACUGAUUCGGGCGUCAAAUGAAACACGUUCUAAUCAUCACCACGAGGGGCUGCCAAUGAGCACAGCACUUACAAAGCACCUAACGCCCAAACGAUUUUUGGGCUUCGAUUCUUCCUCGGCCUCUUCUCGUCCGCCUUUUGGCCAUCAGUUGUGGCUCUCAUCUUCAACUGGUAUACCCCUGCCGAGCUCGCGCUGCGCGUUGCAUGCUUCACCGUAUGUGAUGUGGCCGGCGCCAUGUUUCUGGGUGCGCUACAGGCCGCUCUUUACCGAGACAUGAAUGGAGUGCACGGCCUCGCAGGCUGGCAGUGGCUUUUUAUCAUUUCUGGCGCCGUGACCAUGGGACAGGGGCUUAUUGCGUUCUUCACGGUGCCUGACAGCCCGGAGACAACGAGAGCUCUGUGGCUGACGGGGCCGGAGAAGCGACUCGCAAGACACAGGAUGGGUGAGUUUGGCGUCAACACGUCCAAGCGCAUCCCGCCCAAGGUCCUGAAGAAGAAGCUGGGACAACUAAUCGUGCACCCGGUCACUUGGUUCUUCCUUUUCGCCUUUGCACUGAACGCGUGGGCACACCGCGGCACCAGCUACUUUGUCCUGUACCUCGAGAGCAUCAAGGACGCGGCAGGCAACCGCGUGUACGACACGUUCCACGUCAACAUCCUGCCGCUGGGCGGAUACGCGCUCCAGAUCGUCACGAACCUGAUGCUCAACUUCGUGUCGGACAAGUUCGAAUGCCGCUGGCAGGUGAGCGUCUUCUCCGGGGUCGCAAACGGCAUCUGCCUGGCUGUUCUGAGCGCCUGGCCCGCCAACACGUCAGUCAUCCUGGCUUUCUACUUCCUCAGCUUCGGGACCAACGCCGGCGGGCCUAGUUUGAUGGCCUGGAUGGCAGAGAUCCUGAGGAAGGAGCCCGAGGCGAGGUCCAUCAUCGUCGCCAUGACGGUCAUGAUCGUCUACGCGGGCCACGCUACCAUCCCGCUGGGCGCGUUCCGGGUUGCCGACGCCCCUAGGUAUCCGAUCGGCUUCCCACUGGUUACUGCAUUCACGGCUGCGAGUAUUCUGGUGCAGCUGGGGCUCCUGUGGUGGCACCGGCAGAACAAAGAGAUCGCAGAGAC